Suillus subaureus is the source of this 1350-nucleotide messenger RNA. RefSeq lists its product as uncharacterized. Bases 1 to 1350 code for a protein of 449 amino acids. The record is from RefSeq and is a predicted model, not a curated record. The transcript is spliced from 4 exons. NCBI's taxonomy places the organism in Eukaryota, Fungi, Basidiomycota, Agaricomycetes, Boletales, Suillaceae.
AUGUCCAUGACUGGCACACUUACUAUCAGGAGUCAUUCCUCACAAUCCCAUAGCCCUAAACUAAGGAAAAACAACAGACUUGGCAAGUCUACUUAUGAAGUGAAGGCUAUUGAACCAUACAAGCAGCCUCCAACCAGCUUAGCAAUGAGAUGGGGGAGAAAGCCAGCAACCAAGGACACUUCUACACCUCAACUUGAUGCCACCCUCCACAAGGUCAAACCAAAUCUGACCAAGCCUCCCAUUGCUGGACGACACAAGGUGCUUAGGUUUGUCUCAGAAUCAAAUUGUGAGACAGAUUGCGAGGUAUUUCAAAAUAUCACUCAAGCAGACUAUGAUUAUAUAUCUUGCCAAAUCAAAGAUUACCCUGCAAGACCAAAGUUGGAAUACAACUGUGAUACCCAUACCCUUGUUGUUGAAAUGCCUUCCCCCAUACAUGAGGCUGUAAUCAAGGCUAUCAGCAAAGGAUUGGAAUGUCUAGAUCUUCUCCUGCAGGAUUUCAUUGUUGGGAAUUUUCUGUCCUCAGACACCCACACUAACUUGACCAUUGACAGGGACUCAGUGAAAUGUAUCCCUGAUAUCAUCCAUGUGGUCACUGCCCUCACCAACCCCCCCAUCCUAACCACUCCUGUCAUGGGCAAGGUGGCUGUAUCACAGUCCAGAGCUGAUCUACUACAGAGGCUCAGGGACAGGGUUGAGGCAUUCCCAGAUAUCAUACUGCUCUUCAUGGUUGAGAUUAAUGAACAGAUCCCCUACAGCCCACCCAAACACCUGAGCAAUGCAUGGCAAAAGCUACAAAAUGGGGAGAAUGCUCAUUCUUUCACCACCAUCCUUUCCAACCACACUGGCCCAAGAUCACUCAAUACACCCACUGAAAUUGAGGUUGAAGGGCACCUCUGGCAUACGAUGUCAAGCGUGCAUUUUCAGGUUUGGGUACAAGACAUCAAUGGGCAAAUUGACAUAGACACGCAGAACCCAAAUCUCACAACAUGUGGUGAAUUAUUUCUGAAUGAAUCAAUGGACAAUGUCACACUCAUGAUGGAGAUGGGACUGUCCCAGAUGAGGGAACAGUACACACAUUUGUCCCAACAGGUCAGCCCGAAUAUCGAUGUUUCGGCCCUGCUGGCCACACCUGUCACUCUCCCCUUUGGAUGGGAUGGGAUGCUUUCUAAGCUUGCCCUUGCAAGUAUGUCAAUGGCUCAUGAUCAUUACAAGAGUUGGUAUAGUGUGGUGGCAGGCAGUAGGGGAGUCAAGCGCACAGCAGAGGAAGCAUUUGAUGCAGGCCCAGCCAAGAACACACGUUCACACAUGCGUGCACAUGUGCUCACACUGCUGCACUUCGCCGGGGCUUGA